Messenger RNA from Elaeis guineensis (African oil palm), 1644 nucleotides. Its product is annotated as bZIP transcription factor 53. Gene Ontology annotation, cellular component: nucleus. Gene Ontology annotation, biological process: positive regulation of DNA-templated transcription. NCBI's taxonomy places the organism in Eukaryota, Viridiplantae, Streptophyta, Magnoliopsida, Arecales, Arecaceae. The record is from RefSeq and is a predicted model, not a curated record. Gene Ontology annotation, molecular function: transcription cis-regulatory region binding; DNA-binding transcription factor activity.
CUUCGUUUCCCAUCCCUUCUCUCUUUUCCAUUGCUUGCGCUCUUGGCGUUCUUCUUUCCCUUUUGGCCGUUUCCAUUCCUCUUCAAAGCUGAGUAUUUGCUCUCUUUUUCUCUGCCUUCUCUUUUUUGGGUGAUUAGAGGGAUUCUCGUUAUUUUGGUUGAUUUUUUUGCGGUAGAUGUCUUGUUCUGGAGAGAAAUCCAUUAAAAAAAAUUGAUUUUCUGCGUCCUGAUUCGCCUGAUUUCUCUUUGAUUUCUGGGUGUUCUGGGAUUUCUACGGCAUCUUACGGUUGUUAUCUUGUCCUGGAAAUGGAUCCCUGUUCCAAAAUCCGAUCUUUCUGAGUGUGAGGUUGGAUUUUUUUUUUUUGUUUGCUAUUGUUGUUUGUGCCGAUUUCUGGAUUAUUGCAUCGUUGGGUUGGUAUCUCUUUUGGGAAACGAAGCCCUGUUCCAAAAUCCAAUCUUUUUGAAGGUGGGUUUGUUCUGUGUUUUGGUUUCUUUCAUUAGUUCUUUCGGUUGACGCAAAACCCUGUUCCAAAAUCUCUCCUUCUGGGGUCCUCCGGACGAAUUCCGCAUUCUCUCAGACAAUAUUGCCUUCAAGAUAUCAACUUUCUUGCUGUUUUGAUCAAAUUUCACCUCGCGUUGGCUCGAAUCCGGCGUUGCAUCAAUCGGUUCAGCUCCAGUUGUCUUCCAUCAAAACCCUCCUUUCUGCUCCCACCGAUUGCCCUGGAGAUCCCUGUUCAUGAUAUCCAUGUUCUCGUUCCGAAUUCCAUUAAAAGCGCCUCUUUAGCCUUUAUGAACUGCGCCACUCACAUCCGCCGCAGCUGCUUCCUCCACUCCUUCUCUGUGGUGUUCCUCUACCAUUUCUAUGUGAUCUCAUGAGCUAAAUCUCUCACCUUGGUUACUUCGAAUCGAUAUAGACUGUGAAUUCUCAAUCAAUUCGAUUCCUGGAUACCUUGUGAUUGGAAGGCUAAGAUGUCGUCGGCGCCAGCUCCCCAGACUUCGGGUUCCGAGGAAGAUGCGCAGCUCAUGAUGGAUGAGAGGAAGAGGAAGAGGAUGCUCUCAAACCGGGAGUCGGCGAGGAGGUCCCGGAUGAGGAAGCAGCAGCACCUUGAUGAUUUGAUGAGCCAAGUGGCUCUGCUCAAGGAGGAGAACAGCCAAAUUUCAAUGCAGAUCAAUCUUUUCACGCAGCAAUAUGUGAGGCUGGAGUCUGAGAACACAGUUCUGAGGACCCAGCUGAUGGAAUUGACCGACCGGCUUCGGUCGCUGAAUUCGCUCCUCCACCUUGUCGAGGAGCUCAGUGGGAUGUCGAUGGAUAUACCCGAGAUACCGGACCCCUUCCUCAAGCCAUGGCAGGUCCCUUGCCCAGCCCAGCCGAUCGUGGCCUCGGCCGAGAUGUUCCAGUGGUGAAGCUUCAGUUGAUCUUGUCAGAGCUGUGGUAGUUCCAUGAGCUGUUAGUUCAGGUGUUUGCUGCAUGAUCCUUUGUUACUUGCCAAUCUUAAAUAGUAUUGUUCUUAGUUCUGGGUGUUAUAGUGUAGUAUGUGUAAAUGUUUCUGUUUAAUGUGAAUGUAAGAGAUCAGCUUUUAUUUGAUGUUCUUGUGUCAUUGGUGUGAGACUUUGAUCAUUUUGGAAUGCAAUUAUAGUUUGUGUC